CGGGGCGCUCUUUCCAGCGUGGUGCCAGGUGGACUGGAAGGGGCGGAGGUAACCAGAAGCGGCCAGUGGUGGUGGCCCGCGGUCCCCCACCCCCUCCACGCAGCGCUCGCGACACGCGUGCCGGGAGAGGGCGCGAGCGGCGGGUCCAGCUGCAUUCUGAGCUCGGGCACUGUUGCCAUCUGCUCUGCGAAACGCAUAGGAGUCCCCGUCGCGCUCGGUUCGAAGUCGGUCACCAUGGAGGCGCAGGCACAAGGUUUGUUGGAGACUGAACCGCUGCACGGAAGAGAUGAAGAUGCAGUAGCCAGUGCUGACUUCUCCAGCACGCUCUCUGAGGAGGAAAAGGAAGAGUUAAAGGCAGAAUUAGUUCAGCUAGAAGACGAAAUUACAACAUUACGACAAGUUUUAUCAGCAAAAGAAAGGCAUCUGGUUGAGAUCAAGCAAAAACUUGGCAUGAACCUGAUGAAUGAAUUAAAACAGAACUUCAGUAAAAGCUGGCAUGACAUGCAGACUACUACUGCGUACAAAAAAACACAUGAAACCCUGAGUCAUGCAGGGCAGAAGGCAACUGCGGCUUUCAGCAAUGUGGGGACGGCCAUCAGCAAGAAGUUUGGAGACAUGAGGUCUCACUCCAUCGGCUACUCCAUUCGCCAUUCCAUAAGUAUGCCUGCUAUGAGGAAUUCUCCUACUUUCAAAUCAUUUGAGGAGAGGGUUGAGACAACUGUCACAAGCCUUAAGACGAAAGUAGGCGGGACGAACCCCAGCGGAGGCAGUUUUGAGGAGGUCCUGAGCUCCACGGCGCAUGCCAGCGCCCAGAGCGCGGCGGGAGGCCCGCGGCGGGCCGAGGAGGAGGAGCUGCAGUGCUAGGUCCAGCCAGCCUGUCGCAGCGCCCACGAGCCGGCCACUGCCCAGCCCAUCGCCGCCCGUGCAUAUCCAGAUAUGAAGACCAAAAUCCAACUGGGAAAACCGAGGCCUUGACGUUGUUAUUCAAAUGGCCUCUCCAGAAAGUUUAAUGAAAUGAUUUCCAUUUGUAUUUGUGUUGAUGAUGGACCAGUUGACCAUCACACUUCCAUAUUCAUAGAUUGUCAUCUUUUAAAAUGUCCCAACUUGAGCAGGUAUGCAGUUGGUCACAACUCUUGUCUGUGUAUUUCAACGUCUAUUUUCCAGACAUGUAGCUGUUAUUCGCUUUGAUUUUUGCUUGGCCUCCUUUACCAUGUGCAUGUCCCUGAAGACUGAGUCCCUCAGUUCAUUCAGAUCAACAGGAUGGAGCUCUUCAUGACUGUCUCCAGCAAUAAUAGGAUGACUUACUGCAACUGUCAUCAAACUACUUGUGAUCUCCCUCAUCUACAUCAAUAAUGGAUGGUUAUUUAAGCAAUUAAAAUGAUUGAUUUUAA
This is a messenger RNA of Cynocephalus volans (Philippine flying lemur), 1391 nucleotides long. It is a transcript of the gene TPD52L1, whose product is annotated as TPD52 like 1. Lineage: Eukaryota; Metazoa; Chordata; Mammalia; Dermoptera; Cynocephalidae. Gene Ontology annotation, biological process: positive regulation of MAP kinase activity; positive regulation of apoptotic signaling pathway. Bases 235 to 864 code for a protein of 209 amino acids. The transcript has 8 exons. The record is from RefSeq and is a predicted model, not a curated record. Gene Ontology annotation, cellular component: cytoplasm.